Messenger RNA from Impatiens glandulifera, 2523 nucleotides. RefSeq names its product pentatricopeptide repeat-containing protein At5g27110. Gene Ontology annotation, biological process: RNA modification. Gene Ontology annotation, molecular function: protein binding; RNA binding. NCBI's taxonomy places the organism in Eukaryota, Viridiplantae, Streptophyta, Magnoliopsida, Ericales, Balsaminaceae. The record is from RefSeq and is a predicted model, not a curated record. The transcript has 2 exons. The coding region runs from base 316 to 2385 and encodes 689 amino acids.
CAUUCUUCUCGUAUCUAUCGCCGUCUUUCUCUUCUCCAAUUUCCUCUGUUUUACUAGAAAGAGGCGUCGGCACCAUUAAUGGCGCGUUCUCCCUCCAUCGACAAAAACAUUGGUCGCACUUCCCAAAGUUAGACAGCUGAGUUUUUUCUAAUUCUAAUGUAUGUGUCUGAGUUUUUAUGAAACAGCAGCAGCCAUCGUAUCAAUUGAAGCGUCCAUUUUCUUGUUUAAGUGAAUAUUUAUAUCUAUUUGAGAUCAAGAUUGUCUAUUUCAUCUGAAAACGCACCUUCUGUACGCUAAUGUCGGUAAGCUUAUUGCAUGGACUACAGAACUCUGUUUUCUCUGUUGAGAAGAUGCAUAGUUUCGAAAUCAAUAAAACCUGGAAAGAUUAUUCACCAGAAAAUAAUUACCUUAGGAUUGCAACAAAAUACAUCCCUUUGCAAAACCCUCAUUGAGUUCUACUUGUCUUUUCAGUUAUCUCAAUCUGCAAAGCUAGUCUUCCAAUCAAUUGAAACCCCACUAGAGAAUUCCUUCUGGAAUGGCAUUUUAGCAGCUUAUACAAAGAAUUACUUGUUCAAAGAGACUCUUGAAGUUUUCGAUAGAUUGUUAGUCAAUUCCUUUCUUAAACCUGAUCAUUACACUUAUCCAAGUGUUUUCCGAGCUUGCGCAGGAUUGAAUAGAGUUUUCUAUGGCCAAAAUGUUCAUGCCCAAACCAUUAAAAAUGGGUGUUUGUUAGAUGUUGUAGUUGCUAGUUCGAUGGCGCGAAUGUAUUUUAAAUGUGACAUGUUUGAUCAUGCAUUGCAAGUGUUUGAUGAAAUGACUGAUAGAGAUGCUGCGUGUUGGAACACUUUAAUGUCGUGUUAUUAUCAAAUGGGGCAAUGUGAAAAAGCUCUUGAAUUGUUUGAAGAAAUGAAACUUUCAGGAUUUAAGCCCAAUUCUGUGACAAUCACGACCGCCAUAUCUUGUUGUGCUCGGCUAAUGGAUUUGGAAAGGGGAAAGAAGAUCCAGGAAGAAUUCAUCAGGAAGGAAUUCCUUCAAGAUGAUUUUGUAAGCACUUCUCUGGUUAACAUGUAUGCUAAAUGUGGUUGUAUGGAAAUGGCAAAAGAAUUUUUCGAGCAAAUCUCAGACAAGACAUUGACAACCUGGAACUCUAUUAUUGGCGGUUUUAGCUUGAUGGGCGAUAGUUAUGCCUGCAUUGAGCUUUUUCGAAGAAUGGCUAUGGCUCGAGUUAGGCCUAGCUUAACUACUCUAACCAGCCUUCUAAUGGCUUCCUCUAGAUCGGCUAACCUCAUCCACGGCAAAUUGAUUCAUGGGUAUUUAAUACGAAAUAACAUAGAUCCAGAUAUCUUUAUUUAUAGCUCACUUCUAGAUUUUUACUUCAAAUGCGAUAAAGUUGCUUCUGCCGAAACUAUAUUUCAAAAAAUGCCAAGAUCAAAUGUUGUUGCUUGGAAUGUGAUGAUUUCAGGAUAUGUUUCAUCUGGAUCUUUCUUCGAAGCACUCGGUCUCUUCGCCGAGAUGAAAGAAGCUGGUAUCGAACCGGAUGACAUUACGUUUAUUACUUCUUUAACUGCCUGUUCACAACUUACUGCUUUAGAACAGGGAAAGGAGAUUCAUGGAGAUAUUAUCGAUAGGAAGCUUGAAAACAAUGAAAUAGUCAUGGGAGCUCUCCUGCAAAUGUACGCUAAAUGUGGGGCUGUCCUCGAAGCUUCCAAGAUUUUCAGUGAGUUACCUGAGAGAGAUCUCAUCUCGUGGACUUCGAUGAUCACUGCUUAUGGAAAUCAUGGGCAAGCUGUGGAUGCCUUGAAGCUGUUCGAAGAAAUGCUACAGUCGAAUAUGAAGCCUGAUAGGGUAACAUUUCUGGCUGUAAUUUCGGCUUGUAGUCAUGCAGGGCUUGUUGAUGAGGGGUUUAAGUUCUUCAACUGUAUGGUCUCCGAUUACGGAAUUGAACCGACUGUUGAAGAUUAUUCAUGCUUAAUAGACCUUUUGGGACGGGCUGGGAGAUUGAGGGAGGCUUAUGAUUUCAUUCAGAGAACUGGGGAGAACGUAAAGGAUAAUGUUGAGAUAUUGAGUACAAUUUUCUCUGCUUGUCAUUUACAAGGGGAAUUGGAAUUGGGAGAGGAAAUUGGGAAGGUGUUGAUGGAGAAGGAUCGGAAUAAUCCAGCAACUUAUGUUGCAUUGUCGAAAAUGUAUGCUUCCAUUGAUGAAUGGAAGAAUGCUCGAGCAGUGAGAGUGAAUAUGGAAGAGAAAGGAUUGAGGAAGAAGCCUGGUUGUAGCUGGAUUGAGGUUGAUAAAAGGAUGGAAACUUUUCUGGUGGAAGAUAAAAUGCAUCCACAGGCUGAGUUAAUAUAUGAUUGUCUUGGAACAUUAAGUCUUCAUGGAAAUGGAUGAAUUGGAUUCCUUUAGCUUCAGAAUUUGGAAAAUUGUUUUCGGGCAAAUGUGGAGAGACUUUCAGUCGACGGGCUGAAUUUUCUAAACAAAUGCAUCACAACUUGGACAUCCAAUUAGAUCGCGAUAUGGGUAACAGGU